This is a messenger RNA of Larimichthys crocea (large yellow croaker), 8785 nucleotides long. Its product is annotated as mucin-12. The coding region runs from base 12 to 7010 and encodes 2332 amino acids. The record is from RefSeq and is a predicted model, not a curated record. Gene Ontology annotation, molecular function: small GTPase binding; guanyl-nucleotide exchange factor activity. NCBI's taxonomy places the organism in Eukaryota, Metazoa, Chordata, Actinopteri, Sciaenidae. The transcript is spliced from 20 exons. Gene Ontology annotation, biological process: regulation of actin filament polymerization.
GCGCCAAUUCAAUGGCAGCGGCGGCGGCAGUGGUGACGCCCAGACAGCUUUCACGGCUGGAGCGAGUUGCGCUGGAGAUCGUAGAGACGGAACAAGCCUACGUCAGAGAUCUGAAGAGCAUCGUGGAGGAUUAUCUCGGCUGUAUCAUCGACUGCGGCACUCUGCCCCUGAAACCGGAGCAGGUCAGCACUCUGUUCUGCAACAUAGAGGACAUCUACGAGUUUAACAGUGACCUCCUGGAGGAUUUAGAGAGGAGUCCUCACGCCGCCGCCAUCGCAGAGUGCUUCGUAGAAAGGAGCGAAGCCUUCGACAUCUACACUCUGUACUGCAUGAACUACCCAAAUUCGGUAGCCGUGCUGAGGGAAUGCAUGAAGAACAAAAGUCUGGUUCGAUUCUUCCAGGAGAGACAGACGACUCUGAACCACUCCUUACCCCUGGAGACGUACCUGCUCAAACCAGUGCAGAGGAUCCUCAAAUACCACCUGCUACUACAGGAACUUUCUAAGCACUUUGACAAGAACGACCCCGGAUAUGAGGUUGUUGAGGACGCCAUCAUCACCAUGACGGCAGUCGCCUGGUACAUCAACGACAUGAAGAGGAAACAGGAACACGCAGUUCGACUGCAGGAAAUUGAGUCCCUGCUGGUGAACUGGAGUGGGCCGGAUCUCAGCGGGUUUGGAGAGCUGGUUCUGGAAGGUUCCUUCAAGGUCCAGAGAGUGAAGAAGGAGAGAGCCUUCUUCCUGUUUGAUAAGAUGCUGCUCAUUGCCAAGAAGAGGCUGGAACAGUUCGUCUACAGCACGCACAUAUUUUGUUGCAACCUGCUGCUGGUUGAGACGUUGAAGGAUCCUCUUUGUUUCAGAGUGUCCGAUCAGACGAUUCCCAAACAGCAGCACAUCGUCCAGACAAAGAACCAGGAGGAAAAGAGACUGUGGGUGCACUACCUCAAGAGACUGAUCGUAGAAAACCAUCCUGCGUCACUCCCACAGAAGGCAAGGCAAGUCCUGGGAGACAACUUCUGUCAGUCUCCUCAGUUCGAUCAGGACAAGAAGUCCUCCACGCUGUCACGACUGGACGACAUCCACGGCUAUCACAGAGGCCGACGUCAGUCAGAGCCUCCAGAAGUGUUGAUGUACACACCUGAGAAGUCCAGGAAGAGUUUGCCGUUACUGCUGGAGGGAAACCUGCCAUACAGACGCACCAGGAGACAGUCGGCUCCGGCGAAAGACAUCGAAGCAGCGUUUCAUCCCAACGCUUUGAAGCAGGCGGACAGCGAAGGCGAGCUGUGCCAGGCGGACAGUCUGGGCUCAGCAGGAAGCAGCAGUACGCUCGCAUCCUCCGUCAUCGAGGUGGAGGCCGAGAGGCCCGAACCAGGACUGACGCCACAGCUUCGAACGAACCACGAGGAAGAGGAGGAUGAAGAAGAAGAGCUGACCCCUCUCAGCCCUCCUCCCACCCUGUCCAUCACAGAGGAGAUCCUGGAGUUCAUCAACCAGAGCCGAGCAAGGGAGGGACUCACGGCCAUUCACACCGACACAACGGAGAAGGUCUUCGAUCACCCCAAAGAAAGUCUGACUCCAUCUAAUCAGACCAACUUCACCUGCCCACUGCCCCCAGUCGCCUCACCCUCCAGCCCAGAGCAAGGACCCACAAUACAACAGGAGCAGGAUCGAGCAGAUAUGGAGAACGACAGCAGCCUCCAAAGUCAGACCGGUGGUUCUGGUGAUGAAACUGGACGUGAAGAUGAGACAUGUACAAAUGCAGUAACUCCGGAUGCAACAAGUCAAGUGGAAAUGGAAGUGGAAGAAGAUGGAGAGAUGCAAGAAGAAGUCGUAGAAAAAGAGAUGGAAGCAAAGAAUGAAGAAGAGGAAGUGAGCAUAAUAACUUCUCCAACGUCAGAUCCUAACCCCGUCAUCCCAGCUGAGGAAGCAGGAGAUAACUUGGCUAUGAAAGAGGCAAACACAGAGGCCACCACUUCCUCCCAAAAUCCAGACCUCCUUCACCCGAUCCAGACACGUCAACUACCCACAAGAAGCUCCCACCUCACCAAACGCGACAAGAAGAUCAUUGAAAAAAUCAGGAGUUAUUACGAAGCAGCAGCCGAGGCUGAAGAGGACGAAGCGGAGGAGGAAGAUGAACAGGAAGAAGGAGGACCAUCGAGACGGAGAAACAGUUUCUCACAAAUCCCGUCCGGUCUGGUGAAGGAGUCGGUGUCACGCUUUGAUGUGGGUGGACACCAGGGGGAACCAGAGGGUGAACAAUCCAAGUAUGAAACAACUGACGUGAUCAAUCAGUGUUCCUCAGCUGGUCAUACCUCCUCUCCUACGCCAAUCUCACCACAUUCAGAGAGUGAUGGACAGGUAAAUAAACCAACCAGCUCCCUGGAAUUUGAUACCGAGACCACAAUAACGUCACCAAUCUCUAACGUCGUGCUUGACAAGGAGACUCCAAACCAAGAGGAUCUGAAUCUGCAGUCAAACCCCAACAGGGCUGUUGGCAAAGAAGCUGAGAUAGAAGAUGAAAAUGUAAAUGUCUGCAGAGGACCAUUAGAGGAAGCACCAGAGGAAAUGCAAGAGGAGGAGCCAAAUGUUGUGGCUACAGAGGGACAAUCUAUUACCAAAACCGCUGUUGGAAACCAAGAUGCUGUGGUUGGGCAUGAACCUAACCAAGCAGAACCAAAUGAAAGCCACAAGGAACCUUUGAGAGACGCUCUGCCACCUGCAGAACAAUGUCAAAAACCUGAGACCAGAACACACUCCUCUUGGACUAGAACCAAGCACAAAGACCUGGCUAAGACCAGCAGGAACCUUGAGAGUUUUCCCAGUCAGAUAAAAGUAGGUCGGUGGUCCCAUCAAUCCAGAAUUGUCACUGCGAACCGGGCCUUGUUUGAGGGCAUGGGAUCGGACGUAGCCGGUAUUGGGUUAUUUGAGUCCAGCCCUGUAGUAGACUCCAUGUUGAUGGAAAACUCAGAGCGUAUUCUGAGCAAGGUCCAAACAUUGGCCCAAAUGUACAGUGCUAAAUCCAGCACCAUGAAGGUCCCUCUACAUCAGAAACGGGCCAGCGCCAUAAAGAACCCAUCAUGGGGCUCGGGUAGACUGUUUGGACUCUCAACCCAAACUCAAAGUCAGACACAGACUCAAACUGAGUACCAACAGCAAAAUCUCUCAGAAACCAAACAAAAGACUCACUCAGAGCCCAAAGUUCAGAGCCAAACCAUAACACAAACCAAGCAGCAAUCACAGAUCCAAACUAAAAGUCCCAUGUGGAGUCAGACCAAGAUUUACAGCCAAUACCAGACCCAAACCGUGAGCCAGGAGGACCAAACCAUCCAGGAGGAGACGGUGAUAAAGAGAGCAGCGAGCCUGACAAACGAUUUACAGGAGACAGUUGUGGCCCCUUGUGAACCUCUGCUGUUUGGUCAUGUCCUGGUCAAAGAGACCCCAGCUUGUCAUCACCAGACAAAUGGAUUCACCCUCUCCAGGCCCAGAGACUUCAUAUCUGCCUUGACCAAAGAAAAAGACUCCAACAGUGGUUGUAUAUCAGCUGAGAACUCCCAGACUUCCAGCACGUCUGGGGAAAAUGCAUCCACCCAGGCUAGCAGCUACAACAGCGGGUUCAUCUCCACUGACACAUCCAGGCCUCACCUCCGAACACAAACUGAAGAUCAGAGCUCCAGUAUGUGCUGCUCUGCCAGCAACAACCCCCUGACGUCAACCAUGACCUUGGAUGACAGAGUCACCGAGUUCAAAGACUACAGCUCAACUUCUUCCACAAGAAAAGAUGAAGCCUCCGAUGAAAACGGGAAGAUAUGUUCAGAUACCAAUGGCACCACGAAAAGAGAAGGGUCCGUGCUGAGUGGUGGCUGCCCAGUGGAUUCAGUCAUAGACUUGACAUCUGUAAACAUUAUUACUCAGCCAGCACACUCAAAGCUAAACCUCUCUGCUCAACGACAACAGGACGGAGAUGAGCAAGACUUUCCAGAUGCACAAGAUAAACAUGACUAUAAAACUUCUACAGGACUGAGACUAACCAAAGACGUGCAGAGCGCUCAUGCACUGCCUGAAUACGUGGUUUGCACAGGACCCGUGGAUGGAGAGCCAUCCCCAGGAGAUCUGGUACUGAUGGUAGCUCCAACAGAGGACUACAGAUCCACAAUGCCCCAUGGGGGAGGUGCUACAACCCAAAAGAAAGAUGGGCGCCCAACUGAGGAGAUGAAUGAAUCUCCAUCACAGCCCAAGAUGAUUGUCCAAGGUUCAAAGGUGAUCUUUACAGAAGAACCAACUUAUUACAGCGCCUCAAGAGAGCCGGGUCACCCUUCACACAUGACCUUUGACCCCUCACAAGUUUCUACUCGUACAGUUGCAGAAACUCCAGAAGAUCACAAAGCAAGAGGUCUGCGGUCAUCGGUUCAAACCUCUGAACCAAAUCUAACCCAACCAUGCCCUCCAUUGGUGCAGUCUGACUUUUUACCAACAUUCACCAGCCAGAGGCCGCCAGACCUACCCACUGCGACGGGUAGACAGGCUCUGAAUGUCAGUGACACCUCUCCAUACGAACACAGGUUUUCAGACCAGCAGGGCUCAGGACCCCCCGCCACCCUGUCCACAGCCAGCCUUCCAUCAGGCAGUCGGCCAUCUUCAGGACCGUCCUUGGAGACACCUAACCCAGCCAUCACUACCCCUGACCAGUACAAAGACCUCACGACGGCUCCAUCAGCCUUCAAACAGAGCCUCAGACACUGCUCCCCUUCCCCUGUUAGAGUUCUCCCUUCCCCCUCCUCCUCCUCUGUCCAAGCACCUCCUUGCUCCUCACCAUUCAGGAUUAUUCCAGCAACUCCUCCCACCCUUGGAUCUGGUGAAGAUACCUCCCUGAACCUGAACUCCAGGACUCUUCCCUGUUUUUCUCCCACACCUUCUUCUAGUAGUGGUUCAUCAGUGCAGUCACCCCCUGCUCUCUCUCCAACACCCUCAUCUGCGUUCACUCCUUCUUCUGGGAGAUCUUCAUCUAUAAGAGCAGGUCCUCCUUCCUCGCCUACUCCGCCGUCUUCUCUACGUUCUCCUCCAUGCUCCUCCGCUAUCGCUUCCUCCUCUGCAUUCACCAAAUCCUUAGCUGCCUCCUGUAUUAGCCAGUCCAUCAGUCAGAGUAUGGCGAGAAAGAACACUGUCCCGCAACAAGCCGCACCUAUAAACCAAAGCCCAUGUUCGCACCUACGACGGCGCUCGCCUUCACCAAAGCUCCUACCAACUCAACAGGGCUCUAGCACGCCUGCAUAUGCCCAGCUAGGGUGUAGUAAAGAUGGGUACCAAUAUCCAAGGUGUACCCCGUCUUCUCCCAGGUCCUCUUGCUCUUCUCCAAGCCUUUUCCAACGUUCCCCUUCCCCAUCUAUGAGUCCGGCCCAUCAUCAACCUCCCCACUCUUCUUCCCCAUCACCUCGGCCUUCGUUCCUUCACUCAUCCCAGAAUACAAACAACAACAACAACAGCAGCAUUAACCGAGCCAUCAGUAAUGGUGGUUGGUCAGUGAGUCCACAGAAGGCUCCACUAGCUAACGGUAGCGCAAAUGCAACAAUAAUGCAACAAACCCAUGAUCCUCUCUGGUUGGGGUCACACAACCGUGUAGCUCGACCCUUUUCUGCCUCCGAACCCAGCUCACGAGUCCAGUCCCCAUCUCCCUCUCCAUCCCCUGCCUCAUUUACUCGUCUGUGCUCUCCACCUCCUCCUCAACAUAACUACUCCUCCCCCAUGGCGAACAAACCUCCUCACCCCCGGAGCACACGGGUAGGAAGUGCAAGUCACCACAACCCACUAGGACUCACUUUGGAGCUACCUAGGAUGGCAUUCGGGCAGUCUUCCUCAUGUCUGAGCCCUCGGAUCCUCUCGCCACCUCCUAUUGGCGUGUCUGUGAAUGUUUUGACCAACAAUGUUGCGACACCUCAACCUAGAAACCCCAGAUAUGCUUCGUCCUCUCCUUCUCCUUCCUUUUCUUCCUCUUUAGGCUCACCAACAAUGGAGAAUGCCACUUUCCCCACUUUCUCUUCUACUUUGAUGUCACAGCAUAGUUCCAGAGCAUCCUCACCUUCUGCAUCCCAAACAACCCUUCGGAGGUCGGUCUCCUCCAGCCUGGCAGACACGCCUCCAAGUCCAGCUCGAAGCAACACAAGUGGACUGCGCCGUUCUUGGGCGGACAGCAGCCGGAGAUCCCUUGGUGGUUUCGGUGGUAGUGGCCGAGGGUCCUUUGACCAGCAUGAGUCCUGUCCAACUAGUCCAAGGAGUGGAUGGUCCUCAUACGGUAGCUCCCCAUCAUGUCUCAGCCCUCGAGCUGGGCUUCAAUCCCCGCUCUCACCUGGCAGGCUGACCCCAGGGAAGGGCACCCAUGGGGGGCAACAUUUCACCAGUGUGCCUUGGCCAGACGUACGAGAGCUUUCGAGCAAAUAUAAUGGAACUGAUAGCCUUGAUACAAGUGCUACUUCCACCGCCUUCCUCUCUUCUCCUGUCCCACCAAACAGCCAGACAGAAUGGAGAGACCCAGAGCUAGAAGAGGGUAACUGUCGUAGUCAACUCAUCUGUGCCUAUGUUGCCCGGCCGUCCAGUGAACAAAACCUCUCCACCUCCUGUAUGGUUCUUUCCUCCUCAGACAUGACCUCCCCUCCACUUGCCCCCUACCAGCAACACAAUUUCCAAUUCCAACUUAAACCACAGCCUCAGGUCCAAGUCGCUACCACAACAUCUCCAACACCUUCAAUCCCUUCCACCUUGACACCAUGCGCAUCACCACUACCCUUUGCCCAUUCGUCUCCUACCAAACAGGGGAACCAGAAGACCAGUUACGCUACCACAGUCAAUCUCCAGAUCGCAGGAAGUGGCCGAAUAACUUCCUUUAGCACUGCCCAAGUCAGCCUGACCCAAACCCUGCAAGGUGGAGCCGGAGCUGGAGGACCAGGACAGGGGCAGGUGACACGAAGAGUGAGCAUCAACGGACUUUCUCACCUUCCCUCACCUCUUCCUCAGAACUGAAACAGGCUACGACAAAAAAGGGCCAAAAGAAAAGGAAGGCACUCAAGAAGACUUGUGCCCAACACCACCGAGAACACCUAGAAGGUGCUGGUUUCUAGUCUGGUCGUGAACUGUGAUCCCCCCUCACACCACGAGUCCACCAUGCUGAAAAUGAUCUCAAAGCAUGGGCUACUUCAACUUGGAAAUAAGGUUUCAUCUGAGGACAUAAUGAAUGUUGUCAAUCCGUUUCAACACUGAUUUUAAGGCAUUCCUCGUAACAUGACGGGAUGUAUUUGGGGUCAGAUGUGAUGGAGACUAUAACGUAAAUCUUGGUGGCUUUUGAAAAAGCAUACCUACCUGCACAUGGCUCUUAUUUUAAUCUGGGCUAAUGACUUUGAACAGAUGCUUUAAAGAUCCUAAUAUUGUAAAAAGUAAAAAAAAUAAAAUAUGGUGACUCCUUUAGCUGUGAUCUUGCUGGAUGAAUCCCCAAAAAACCCUGAAUGUCCACAAGGUGGAUUGGAUGAAUUCGUAAAGGUGGCGAUCUUAAAAUUUGGUCUGAAGUCUGUUCCAGCUCUGGACUCUUUCUUGAGGAUGUGACGACAUCUUGGAGGAACAUUUUAGACGGUUAAUUCAGGAACUUUUGGCAUUUAUUGAGCUGGAUUACAUCCAUAUGUGCCAAUCCUGCAAACAUCCAACCAGUGCUGUAUGCAAUCACAGUUAGUUCAUGUGCUUUUUGUAAUUUUGUUAUUUUUUUUAAAUAUUCUGUCGAUGUCGGGCUCUCUGGGGCCAGUCUUUGCGGUUGGUGAUUAAUUAUUAAUAAUCUUUUUUGUAACCAUUUUAUUAUUAUUCGUUUUUAUUAUUUUAUUGUUUAUUUAUGAAGUUAGUCUUAUUCUCUUUGGCACUUAUUAUCCUUUAAAAUAAUGUUGGUGUUUUGCACAGUGUCCUCAUCAUUUGUGUGAGUGUGUGUGAGUGUAUUUGUGUGUUUGUAAAAUGACGUGUCUGUCAAGUUUUUCUUUAAACUUCAGACCAAGCCGAUAUCUGCGUGUUUUUUACAGUUUGCUCUCAUAUUGAUGUACUCGGUUGGUUCAUUGAUUCACGCUCUGUAUCUUGAUAUUCACUGAAAUUCUUUUGGCAACAACACAGGUGACAGUAUCGCCUCGUUCGUAUCUUAACGCUCAGUGAUUACCCCCCAAUGCAUGAGGCUUCCACCGGACACGUCACGACUGCAACACUGCUUUCAAACCCCAGCAGCGUUUUUCUCUCCAGACUUUGUCAACUUGCAUUCACUUCAUUUUUUUUGGUCUAUGUGCUUCUAAAUAUGUUAAAUUCGGUCUCUUUUGAGGUUUGCACAUGGUGUUUUACUUUGAAAAUCAACUUCCUGUCAGUGCGAGCUGCUCUGUGUAGAUUGAUGUGGGGUGCUCGCGAUGUCCAUUGACAGUAAAAAGAAUGAACAGUGUAAAUGACGUGUUGCAAUUCAACAUUGAAUUGAACAUUCAACAUUUGUGUUUCCUAUUGAAAGGAAACACAAACAAGUCGCAGAUUUUAAACCAGUUUAGAAAUUUUAUUUUGAAAAUCCAAUUUUAUGGAUUUUUUUUUUAAGUGUGAUUCUUAUUUUUUAUUUUUUUAAAUUUCCAGUCCUUUCAAAAUAAAUAAAUAAAUAAAUAAUGCUGUAAAAUUGAUUGUAAACGUGUCACAAAACAAGAGAGGUGUAUGGACGCUGGUGAAAAGGGAAAUAUUAAUGAAAAUCUUCAUCCAGUAGAGACGGAAAAUAAAAGUAUGUGGUGCAAAAAUCUAAA